AUGUGUUGUCGGCACUUAAAUGCCUUAGAAAAAAGAUGUUAGGUGACAUGGUGAGAGGUAGAAGUAGCGUCACGAGGCUUAAUUCUGGCACUUAUCACCCCCUAUAGUAACCUGUAGAGCUCGAUGCUGUUGAUGUCAGCAAGGUAAUAGAACUCCACUCAUGCAGGCGUGGCCAAACGUCUCGCGGGUCUCUGAAAAGCGCUUUUUUUGUUCAACGCGAACUAUUUUUAAAAUCGACAAACUGCUGAAAUGAAUAACGUUUUACUAUUAUCGUGAACAUUUAAACGAGAGGGGAAUUUAUAUGGUAUUUAAGUCUACUUACGGAGCUUUAGCAAAGUCGUGUUCACAUGCUUUGAACAAAUUAAUUGUUGAAAGGGCGUGAUGAGGGACCGCCUUGGCGAUUUGACAGCGAACAGCAACAAUAAUCCUUUUAAUGUGGAUGAUGAUGAUGGCACCGUCACAGUGGAUAACAAUUCCCACAGGGACGACUUCUUGAAACAGGUGGGGGAGGUGCGGCGUCUCAUCGACAAGAUCUCUUUCCAGGUAGAUGAAGUGGUGAAGAAACACAGCGCUAUCCUCUCUGCCCCCAACCCUGAGGAGAGCACCAAAGAUGAACUGGAGCAGCUCACCAAUGAAAUCAAGAGGAACGCCAACACAGUGCGGGCCAAGUUAAAAACCAUGCAGGACAGCCUGCCUGAGGAUGAGAAUGCAAACACAGCCUCUGUGGACCAGCGCAUCCAGACAAACCAGCACACAAAUCUGAUGCGCUGGUUUGUAGAUGUCAUGACGGUGUACAACGAGACCCAGAUGUCCUUCAGGGAGAGGUGCAAAGGACGGAUUCAGAGACAGCUGGAGAUCACUGGGAAAGUGACCACUGAUGAGGAGCUGGAGGAGAUUCUGCACAGUGAAAAUCCUGCCAUCUUUACUUCUGAUAUCAUCUCCGACUCCCAGAUCACGCGCCAGGCUCUGAAUGAGAUCGAGUCUCGCCAUAAGGACAUCAUCCGCCUGGAGUCCAGCAUCAGGGAGCUCCACGAGAUGUUUGUUGACAUGGCCAUGCUGGUGGAGACUCAGGGGGAGAUGAUCAACAACAUAGAGAAGAACGUGAGCAGUGCAGCCGAGUACAUCGGCGUGGCCAAAGUGGAAACCAAGAAGGCAGUGCGGUACCAGAAAGCGGCGCGCAGGCUCUUCUUUUUCACAGAAAAUGCUUUAUCUUGCUAUCGGCGGGGUUGUUGGUGUCAUCGUUUUAGCCAUUAUUAUGGGGUUGAGUGUCUCAUAGUGAUUUGUCCAAGCCCCCCCCCCCCCAAAAAAAACCCUCAACCUAAAUCAAAAAUUAUCAAUGUAUGAUCACUCUCAACCUCAUUCUUCCAUCUGAAAUAUCUACCAUGACCACUACUGCUUUGCUGGGUGAAGUGACUCCUCUCUCAUGGAGUGAGUAAAGGCUCCAAUGAGGAGUUUCUGCUGUGCUUUUCAGAGGAAGAAGACAACAACUCUGCACCUGCAGUAUCAACCAGAGGGUGGUGCUGAAUCUCCUGAUUCACUCCUAAACCUUUUCAACCAAACAUGCACUAUGCACUUUUGAGAGAUACACACAGCAUAUGUUUCACUAUCCUUGUGAAGACCUAAAAUUGAUUUCCAUUCUAACUCUUAUCCUUAAUUCUAACCCUAAACCUAAGCCUUAAAUAGCCUUUGUCCUUGUGGGGACCUGGGAAAUGUCCCCGCAAGGGAGAAUUGUGCUUGUUUUACGAUCCUUUUGGGGAUUUCUGGUAACCAUGAGAGGGAACUCUCUAUCUCUAACUCACAGAGCCUACACUCAGUUUACUUAUAACCUCUGGUAUUCUUUGAAAUGGCAUCAGUAAAUCCCAGUUAUGUUUGUUUGUAUUCCCUCUCCUGAAUUGGUUGGAUGUACUCCCUACUUGAAGAUGUUCUAUCAAUUAAUGUAUGGCUGUUUCUUUGUGCCUCUUACAUUUUGAGCUCCAGAGCUUUAUCAAAUAUCUUUACACAACUGAACUUUGCACAUUUAUAUUUUCAAGUUUUGUAGAAUUUAUUUUUGUAGUCACCUGAACAUGUAUCCAGUGUUACUCGUUAUUUAUUUGUGCUGUAUUUUUGUUACCAGCUGUGAUAAUGAACUUGAUAAUGAUAUGACAUUGCUGACGGAGUGCUUGCAGAGUUGAGACAAACAUCAUAUUAUACUACUGCACCUGUUUAUAAGAUUAUAGUUCCAUGCACAAAACAUGAAGCUCACACUAGCUAUUGAGCACAGUGGAUGUAAUUUAGCCAAGUGUUGCAGAAUUCAUUUAGGAAGGUGGGAAUGGUGUCAGGACACAUGUUUUAUUCUGCCUGUGGUUUUGUUCAAGUACCUUAUGACAACGUUAACCACAGCACUGUCCAACUCUGCAAGAGAUGACAUCACUUGUCUAAAGUGAAUCCAGCUGAUUGAUAUGUGAAGUGUCUUUAUAUGUUCUUUCACUUCAAAAGUAUCUAUGAUAGCCAACCAAGAGAGAGCAAAAAUAAAGCGUUGUGUAAAAGCU
Salmo salar (Atlantic salmon) is the source of this 2528-nucleotide messenger RNA. RefSeq names its product syntaxin-2. Gene Ontology annotation, biological process: exocytosis; synaptic vesicle fusion to presynaptic active zone membrane; intracellular protein transport. Gene Ontology annotation, molecular function: SNARE binding; SNAP receptor activity. The record is from RefSeq and is a predicted model, not a curated record. Gene Ontology annotation, cellular component: SNARE complex; endomembrane system; synaptic vesicle. Lineage: Eukaryota; Metazoa; Chordata; Actinopteri; Salmoniformes; Salmonidae.